AUGACCGCACAUGGCAGCUUGAAAGGACGAGGGGGGAAACUCGACGGCCUGUUUCAUAGUGAAGAGGAGGACAUCGGCGCCCAGAUCAAGGUUCUUGGCUCAUUGUCCCAAUCGAUUGACGAUUUUUUCGCCACGGAUUUAGAGCUCCACUACGAGAACGUGGACGAUCUUAAUGGCUCUUACACGAUUGAUAGCGCGAGCUCAUACGCUGGCCCGAACGACGUGCACAUCGCAGCUAAGAAUAAUGGAGGGAAGACUGUUUCCAUCCUUGGCCCUAUCGGCGCGCAUACUCCUUCGAAGAAGGCAGUCACUGGCACUCUCCGUUUGGAUACUGUUGUAGAAUAUUGA
This is a messenger RNA of Aspergillus pseudonomiae, 348 nucleotides long. RefSeq lists its product as uncharacterized. The record is from RefSeq and is a predicted model, not a curated record. The transcript has a single exon. NCBI's taxonomy places the organism in Eukaryota, Fungi, Ascomycota, Eurotiomycetes, Eurotiales, Aspergillaceae. Bases 1 to 348 code for a protein of 115 amino acids.